AUGGCCAGCAAUUUAGUAGAGAAGAAGCGUAAGCGCACUCACCAAACCAAGGCCAACAAGAAGAAGCAGCAGGUCGACAAGGGAAAACCCAAGCAAGUUGAGGAGGAAGCAGCCGAGAUUGCCGACGAAGGUGAAGAGAUCGUAGCCGAAGAACAAGAUCAGGAGGAGAUCGAUGACAGCAACGACAAAGAGAGCUCUGAAUCCCCUUCAGCAAACGAGAAUGAGACGACAUUGGAAGAAGGAGACAAGGCCAUUGAUUUCAACUUUGAAAGCCUUGAUAUCAGUGACAAGACGAAGAAUGGUAUCAAGGAGAUGGGUUUUACAAAGAUGACUGAGGUGCAAGCUCGUACGAUUCCACCCUUGAUGGCUGGUCGUGAUGUGUUGGGUGCUGCAAAGACUGGUUCGGGCAAGACUUUGGCCAUGUUGAUUCCUGCUAUUGAAAUGUUGUACAAGCUCAAGUUCAAGCCAAGAAAUGGCACUGGUGUCAUUGUGGUAUCUCCUACUCGUGAGCUCGCAUUGCAGAUCUUUGGUGUCGCUCGUGAAUUGAUGAAGUAUCACCAACACACAUUCGGCAUUGUUAUUGGUGGUGCCAACAGAAGAGCCGAGGCUGAUAAGCUUGUCAAGGGUGUCAACCUUCUUAUUGCCACACCAGGUCGUCUUCUCGAUCAUUUGCAAAAUACCCGUGGUUUCGUCUACAAGAAUCUCAAAGCUUUGGUCAUUGAUGAAGCUGAUCGUAUCUUGGAAAUCGGUUUCGAAGAGGAAAUGCGCCAAAUUGUCCGUAUCUUGCCCAAGGAACGCCAAACGAUGCUCUUCUCAGCUACACAAACGACCAAGGUUACCGAUCUUGCCCGUAUCUCGCUCAAAAAGGGACCAAUGUAUAUCAACGUGGAUGAGAAGAAGGAUACAUCGACUGCUGAAGGUUUAGAACAAGGCUAUGUCGUGUGCGAUUCCGAUAAGCGUUUCCUAUUGCUGUUCACCUUCUUGAGGAAGAACUCCAAAAAGAAGAUCAUUGUCUUCUUCUCCAGCUGCAACUCUGUCAAAUACCACGCUGAAUUGCUGAAUUACAUUGAUGUGCCAGUGCUUGAAUUGCACGGUAAACAAAAGCAACAAAAACGUACGGCCACCUUUUUCGAGUUCUGCAAUGCUGACAGGGGCAUUUUGUUGUGCACGGAUGUUGCUGCUCGUGGAUUGGAUAUUCCUGCAGUUGAUUGGAUUGUACAAUUUGACCCUCCAGAUGAUCCCCGUGAUUACAUUCAUCGUGUCGGUCGAACAGCUCGUGCUGGUGGACAAGGCAAGAGUUUGUUGUUUUUGCUUCCAAGCGAGCUCGGCUUUUUGCGUUACCUCAAGAAUGCCAAAGUUCCCCUUAACGAAUAUCAAUUCCCCACCAACAAGAUUGCCAAUGUGCAGAGCCAGCUUGAGAAGCUGGUGGAAAAGAAUUACUACUUGAACCAAUCUGCUCGCGAUGGCUUCCGUUCUUAUCUUCAAGCAUAUCAAGCAUUCAGUCUCAAAAAGAUCUUCAACGUCAACAGCCUCGAUCUUGUCAAGGUCGGCAAAUCGUUUGGUUUCAGCGUUCCUCCCAAAGUCAACCUUAGCAUCCAAGCAUCUAGAAAGUAA
Molecule: messenger RNA, 1614 nt
Organism: Lichtheimia ornata
Lineage: Eukaryota; Fungi; Mucoromycota; Mucoromycetes; Mucorales; Lichtheimiaceae
Product: ATP-dependent RNA helicase HAS1
Exons: 5
Coding region: 1-1614 (537 amino acids)
Biological process (GO): maturation of LSU-rRNA from tricistronic rRNA transcript (SSU-rRNA, 5.8S rRNA, LSU-rRNA)
Cellular component (GO): nucleolus
Molecular function (GO): RNA helicase activity; nucleic acid binding; ATP binding
Source: RefSeq, a predicted model, not a curated record